Molecule: messenger RNA, 5637 nt
Organism: Saccharomyces mikatae IFO 1815
Lineage: Eukaryota; Fungi; Ascomycota; Saccharomycetes; Saccharomycetales; Saccharomycetaceae
Gene: MLP1
Product: Mlp1p
Exons: 1
Coding region: 1-5637 (1878 amino acids)
Biological process (GO): mRNA export from nucleus; protein import into nucleus
Cellular component (GO): nuclear pore
Molecular function (GO): structural constituent of nuclear pore
Source: RefSeq, a predicted model, not a curated record
AUGCCGGAUCAUGACAUUUCAAUUAAAAGCGUACAGAAUAGUGAUAAUACAGAUGAAAGAUUAAAAGCUAUUGCUUCUUUUUUCGGCUUCUCUUUUGAACAAGUUGAAUCGAUUAAUAGUGACCUCAUAAAACACCUGAACGAUAAACUCCUACAAUUCAAUGAACUCAAAUCAGAGAAUCUUCAAAUUACUGUUUCUUUUGAUGAACUUAAGACGAAUUCUUCGAAAAAAAUUGAUAAUUUGAAAAAGGAAAUGGAAAAUCUUAUAAAACAAAAUGAUGGAAUCCGAAAGGAGAGGGAUGACACCUGUGAUAAGUUGGAAUCUGAAAAAAAUGAAAAGACGAAAAUAUCGAAUGAACUAGAGUCAAUAAAAAGGAGGGCCGACGACCUAAUCGAAGAGAAGAAGGAACUGCAGUGCAAUCAACAGCGAACUUUAAAAAUAUUGGAUGAAAGGCUAAAAGAACUAGAAAUAGCUAGGAGUGAUAAUAAUCGUUCUGAUAAUGAAUGCAAGAGAUUACGUUCUACAAUAAUAGACUUAGAGACAAAACAGCAAGACCUUAUUACUAGUGACCUGAAUUCCAGGGCUGAAUUGGAAAGAAAAGCACAAGAGUUGAACAUAUUACAGUCAACCAAUGAUUGGUUAGAAAAGGAGUUGUGCUCUAAAAAUGAACAGUAUCUUUCCUAUAGAAAAAAAACAGAUAAAAUCAUUUUGGAAAUCAGAAACGAAUUAAAUCAUUUAAGAAGUGAUUUUCAAGUGGAAAAAACAAAAAAUGAUGUCUUAACGCAGAAAAACGAUGAGCUAUCGAAAUCUCUACAAGAAAAAUUGUUGGAGAUUAAAAGUUUAUCGGAUUGUUUGAGUAGUGAAAAGCAAGAGUUUUCUACAGAGAUUAACCUAAAACAACGCUUAGUAGAUCUUUUGGAGUCACAGUUGAAUGCAGUCAAAGAAGAAUUGGACAGUACAAGAGGGUUGGAAACUUCAAAUGACUCAAAAAAACACAUGUCUGAAAAAGAGGACUUAGUCAAAGAAUUGCAGUUAACAAAAGAAGAACUGGCACAGUGCAAAAGCGAAUGUAUACGCCUAUCGUCUAUCAUUGGUGAAACGGAUGAAGAAAGUGGAAGCUCAACCUCAAGAUCCAGUUCUGAUUUCAUAUUAUUGAAGAAACAACUAAUCAAAGAAAAACGUGCCAAGGAACAUCUUCAAAAUCAAAUUGAGUCGUUUAUCUUAGAGUUGGAACAUAAAGUACCUAUCAUAAACUCUUUCAAGGAGAGAACAGAUACGCUGGAAAAUGAAUUAAACAACGCUGCGUUAUUAUUGGAGCAUACAUCCAACGAGAAGAACGCGAAGAUCAGAGAAUUGAGUGCUAAAAGCGAAAAACUAAAACAAUGUGAAAACGACAUUCAAACCUUAAUCAAACAACGCCUCGAUUUAUGUCGUCAAGUACAAUAUCUACUGAUCACAAAUUCAGUUUCCAAAGACUCAAAGGGACCUUUACGUAAGGAAGAAAUCAUGUUCAUUCAGAAUAUUUUACAAAACGACAGUGACACUGCUACAGAGACUGACUCUCAGAAAAUCGUUACCGAAAGACUAGUCGAGUUCAGAAGUAUCAUAGAAUUACAAGAAAAGAAUACUGAGCUUUUGAAAAUAGUGAGAAACUUAGCUGAUAGACUGGAAUCAAAUGAAAAUGAGUCCAAACAAAGUCUUCAGAAAAUUGAAAGUGAAACCAUAAAUGAGGCCAAAGAGGCAAUACUAACCCUAAAAGCUGAAAAGGAGCAACUAGAAUCAAAAGUUGAGGAGUUAGAGAAGGAAUGUGAAAAUUCGAAAGCCUUGCUUUCUAACGAAGAAACUUCGCAUCUCAAUUCGACGAUACAACAAUUAAACGAAACCAAAAGGAAUCUAGAAUGCCAAAUUCAAGAUCUGCAAAGUAACAUUUCCCAGAUUACGAGGGAGUCUACUGAGAAUAUGUCACUUUUGAACAAAGAGAUACAAGAUCUAUACGAUAGCAAAAGUGACAUAUCUAUUAAGCUUGGAAAAGAAAAAUCGUCCAGGAUACUGGCAGAAGAACGGUUCAAGCUACUUUCAAAUACGUUAGAUUUAACUAAAGCUGAGAAUGAUCAACUACGCAAAAGAUUUGAUUGUUUACAAAGUACUAUUUUAAAACAAGAUUCAAAGACCCAGGAAACCCUCAAUGAAUACAUUUCCUGUAAAUCUAAGCUGAAUAUUUGUGAAACAGAAUUAUACAACCUGAAAGAGGAACAGAAACUGAAAAUCGAUUCCGAACAAAACUUGAAACAAGAAAUGCAAAAACUUUCAUCCGAAAAGACCGGUUUACGUAUAAUGGUUACCCAAUUGCAAACUCUACAAAAGGAACGUGAAAAUCUAUUGGACGAAACCAGAAAAUCAUAUCAGAACAAAAUAGAUGAACUUGAACAUGCUCACAAUGAACUAAAAGGAGAAGCUUCUCAUAAAGAUCAACGUAUUAAACAACUGGAAGAAGACAAUAAUUCAAGUAUAGAAUGGUAUCAAAAUAAAAUUGAGGUGUUGAAAAAGGAUAAUGAAUCCAUUAUAUGUUCUAUGAACGAUAAGCAGGCUGAGAUUGAGAAGUUACAGCAUAAAGUCAAAUCCUUAGAAAAGGAAAUUGACGAAAAUAAGAUCCGUUUACAUACUUAUAAUGUUAUUGACGGAACAAUCAAUGAUGACUCCCUACGCAAGGAACUAGAGAAAUCCAAAAUCAGCUUGACUGAUGCUUAUUCUCAGAUACAAGAAUAUAAAGAGCUUUACGAGACCAAUGCUAAAUCACUAAAACAAAUGCAUUCUAAAUUCGAAGAAUCCAGCAAAGAUUUCUCUAAUCGAAUUAAAAAUUUAACUAACGAAAAGAGUAGUUUAGAGGAAAAGAUUUCGCUAUUAAAAGAGCAAAUUUUCAACUUGAAUAAUGAGCUAGAUUUACAGAAUAAAGGGAUGAAAGAAGAGAAAGCUGAAUUCAGGAAAAAAAUAUCUAUUUUACAAAAUAAUAACAAAGAAGUUGAAGCUGUUAAAUCUGAAUACGAAUCGAAGUUGUCGAAAAUUCAAAAAGAUCUUGAUCAGCAAACAAUAUACGCUAAUACUGCUCAAAACAACUAUGAACAGGAAUUACAGAAACACGCGGAUGUUUCUAAAACGAUCAGUGAAUUAAGGGAACAAUUGCAUACUUACAGAGUUCAAGUAAACACCUUAACAUUAUCGCGUAACCAAUUAGAAAGUACAUUGAAAGAAAAUGAAAGGAGCUGGACCUCUCAAAGGAAAGCACUAAUAGAACAGUUAGAAUCAUCUAAUUCUCGAAUUGAGGACCUAACUUCUCAGAAUAAACUUUUAUAUGACCAAAUUGAACUAUACACGACUGCAGAUAAAGGAGUGACUGACACAAACGACAAACCUGCUUUGAAUAGUAUUUUACUUUCAUUACGCCGUGAAAGGGAUAUUCUUGAUACCAAAGUUACGGUAGCAGAAAGAGAUGCUAAAAUGCUAAGGCAAAAAAUCUCUUUAAUGGAUAUUGAAUUGCAAGAAGCUCGUACAAAACUGGACAAUUCGAGACUUGAAGAGGAAAAACGUCCAACUAUCAUUCAGCAGCAUGAGGAUAUCAUGGAAAAGCUAAAUCAAUUGAAUUUAUUAAGAGAAAGCAACAUAACGUUGCGCAAUGAACUUGAAAAUAAUAAUGAAGAGAAGAGGGUGCUCCAAUCUGAAUUAGAUAAAUUGAAACAAGACAUCGCACCAAUCGAGUCUGAACUGGCUGCUCUAAAAUAUUCAAUGCAAGAAAAAGAACAAGAGCUCAGGUUGACGAAAGAAGAGGUUCAUCGGUGGAAGAAGCGCUCACAAGACAUAUUGGAGAAACAUCGACAGAUGAGCUCAAGCGAUUAUGAAAAACUAGAACAUGAGAUAGAUAGCUUGAAGGUAAAACUAGAUGAAAAAACACGCCAAGGUGCUGAAGCCGAGGAAAGGUUUAACAGAUUGAGAAGGCAAGCUCAGGAGAGAUUGAAAACAUCGAAGCUCUCACUGGACACAUUAACUGAGCAAGUUAAUGAUCUAAAAAAUGCUAAGAUCAAGUUAGAAAAGUCCUUGGAUGAUGCUAAUACAAAAAUUGAAGAAUUAGAGAACGCAAAGGCAGAACAAGAUAACAAUCAAUUAGAUGCGAUAAAAAGAUUGCAACAAGAUGCAGAAAAUAGCUCUAAAGAGUUUAAAACUAAGUUAGAAGAGAAAGCGACUUUCUAUGAUUCGACGAUAAAGAAACUAAAUGAAGAGAUUAUAACAUUGAGAGAAGAAAUAGAGAAACAAAGGAGAAUUCAACAACAAUUACAAUCUGAACCAGCUAAUGAACAAAAUGACUUAUCUAAAAUAGUUGAAUCUAUGAAGAAGACUUUUGAAGAAGAUAAAAUCAAUUUUAUCAGAGAAAAGACCAAAGAAGUUAAUGAGAAAAUACUAGAGGCCCAAGAAAGGCUGAAUCAACCAAGCAAUAUUAAUAUCGAUGAACUGAAGAUAAAAUGGAAAGCCGAGCAUGAGGAGGAAGUGGUCAAUAGAAUCCGUGAAGCUGAAGAAGCACUUAAAAAGAGAAUAAGAUUGCCUACUGAGGAGAAAAUAAGUAAGAUAAUCGAACGUAAGAGAGAAGACUUAGAGAAAGAGUUUGAUGAAAAAGUGGAAGAGAGAAUAAAAUUAUUGAGCCAAUCCGGACAAAUGGAUGUAACUUUUCAAAAACAGUUUGAAAUUAGGAUCCAAGAGAAGCAAAAGGAACUAGAGGACAAAUACAACGAAAAACUAAAAGAAUUAUCACAUUCAAACAGUAUUUCUAUUGAUGAAAGGGAUCAAUUACGAGCAGAGAUUGAAACAAAAAUGAGGAAAGAGUUGGACAAUGAAUUGCAACAUAUAAAAAAGAAAUCUUUCGAAGAAGGUAAACAACAAGCAAUGAUGAAAACGACUCUUUUGGAAAGAAAGCUCGCUAAGAUGGAAUCUCAACUGUCAGAAACAAAGAAAAUUACUGAAAGCCCUUCUAAACAUGUAAACCAUACACAGAAUCAAUUGUUAGGGUUACCUAGGAAGAUCGAAGAAAAUUCAAGCUCAUCAUUCAACCCGUUACUCUCCGGUGAAAAACUUUUGAAAUUGAACUCUAAGUCGUCCUCGUCAGGUGGAUUUAAUCCCUUUACUUCGCCAUCACCGAACAAAUCCUCGCAAAAAGUUGAUGACCAAAGGGAGUUGACGACCAACAAAGCAGAUCCGCCGACCCAUUUGACACCUAGUUUCAACAUUCCUGCCGGAAGGGGUCUAAUCUCUUCGUCUUCUACCUUGUCAACAGAUACAAAUGAUGAGGAACUUACUGGUAACGAGCAAAAUAAUUCAUCUGAUGGAAAUACUCAAUUGGAAGCCGGUAUCGAAAAGGCGGAAGAGAAAGAAUUUGCGGAAAAAAAGAAGGAAGUCGAGGGAGAAACCACAUCCCAUAAACGACCUAUUGAUGAGGUUAGGGAGUUGAAAGAUGAUGAUGAUGAGGUUAGUGCAGAAUUCUCAAAUGAGCCGAAAAAGGUCAAGACUGACGAUGAAGAAGAGGAGAAAGCAAAGGUGGAUAACGAAAGAAAAGAUGAGGGAGAAAAUAGUAGCAAGGAUUCAGAACAAGAUUGA